Messenger RNA from Microplitis demolitor, 1179 nucleotides. It is a transcript of the gene Osi20, whose product is annotated as osiris 20-like protein. The record is from RefSeq and is a predicted model, not a curated record. The transcript has 2 exons. Bases 128 to 955 code for a protein of 275 amino acids. Lineage: Eukaryota; Metazoa; Arthropoda; Insecta; Hymenoptera; Braconidae.
UGAUCGUCGAUUGCGUGCCAUUGGACCGGUCACAAUCGACAAAUUUAUUUUACUUAUUAAUAAUUUAUAAUUAAUAGCAAUAAUAAUAGAAAAACAAACAAUUAAGAGUUUAAAAAUAAAUUUUAAAAUGCGUUCGUUAAUUGUGAUAAGCAUCUCUGUAUUUUUGUUAUCAACAAGUGGAUUAACGUCAGCUUCGAGGCCGGAUUUCAUAACGAAAUCGGUCGAUGAGUGUAUCGGAGCGGAGUCAUGGUCCGGGUGCUUGAAACAAGAGGUUCUGGAAUAUUUGGACGAUAAGUUGGGCACUACCACCGAGGCCCGGUCCCUCGAGUCCGUCGACGAGGCUUUGAUCGUCAGAACGGUCAAAUAUUUGAAAAGUUUUGAGUAUGGUGUUAAUCUGCCAUUUGUCGACGCUAAGCUCAAGUACCGCCCGGGACGCAGUCUCGCGGAUUUGGACAUCGAGUUCGACAAUAAUCAAGUCGCGACCUCUCAAGCACGUGGUAUUCUCAAGAAAAAAUUGUUGCUGCCAAUUUUAUUGCUGCUCAAGUUGAAACUCAAAGCACUCAUGCCAAUUUUCGUUGCUCUCAUUGGAUUGAAAGCUAUGAAAGCUUUGAUUCUGUCAAAGCUUGCUAUCAUACUUGUUGUCGGAUUUAUUGCUGUGCAGUUUUUCAAAAAAGGCGGCAUGACACCACCAAUGGGAAUGACGAUGGAUCCUGCGCCCCCUGCUGGAGCUUACGGAGCACCACCAGCCCCUUCAACGACAUCUGGAUACGAACCCGUCAACACAUGGGACGGAAACGGGCCUUACUCUCGCGUCUGGACACCCAGCAAUGGCGAGACUGCGCAAAAUCUUGCUUACAAUUACUACGCCCCGAGUAGCGGCAGUAAUUCAAACUCGUACAGCGCACCACUCAGCUCAUCCUCGAGCUCAAGUUCCAGCAGCAGCUCGUCGAAUUAAUUAAUUAAAAAUAAAAAUAAUUAUUUAUUUAUAUUUAAAUUUCCAUUAUUUAUUCGAGCUCUUCAACGUGACUUGAUAAAAUCCUUCGAUGGGAUCGCCAUUACAAUGACUACGAUUUAAUAAUUAUCCAAAGACAUGCAAGCAAAUAAUAGUUAGUUUUUAUUUUAUUUUUUUUUUUAAGUUAUUAUUAUUGUUGUGAUUAAAAUAAAUUAUUUUUAUCAUGG